UAUAGCUCACAAUACUAAAUUAACAACAACUUUAUUGCGGAGUCUACGAAGAGAGUUCUUGAUCCAUUACAGGAAGCUGAUUCUUGUAGUUAUGGUUUCUGUGCGGCUUCUUGAGUGUCCUGAUGUACCUGAAGAACCAGACAUGCACCGAAUUCCGGAGAUGAUGUUUUCCGCCGGCGAAGAACCCGUUGGUGUUCGAGUUCUUACUUAUCAAUCAUCCAGUGCUUUAAAACGCAUCUUUAAUGCGUUAGACGAAGAGGAACUCGAUAUUAUUAGGCGAUCUUCAUUUGGAAAGUUGAUCGAGAUUGCAGACAAACCCGUAUUUUCCGGAAGAUUUGCGCGAUAUUUGUUAUCAAGGCAGCUGAAAACAAAGAAGAAGCACGAAGCUUGGUUCCGAUUUGCAGGUAAACUGGUUAGGUUUUCAAUGAGAGAAUUUGCGAUUGUGACGGGACUACCGUGUGGUAAAUUCCCGCAGAAGUCCAAGAUGAAGUUAAAGGCAACAAUAGCCGAGCAACCGUAUUGGCCAUGUUUAUUCAGAAAAGUAGAGGUUGUGACAGUCUCAUCUGUCAUUAAGAUGCUUUACCGUAAAACGGUUAAGGACAGGGACAUCCGUAUCAAAUAUGCUUGCUUGGCGUUGCUUGAAUCAGUUCUUCUUCUAACAAGUCUUAAUAUGAAGAUAUGUAGAGAGCAUGUUGAAGCUAUUAAAGAUCUUGAAGCCUUUUUUGCGUUUCCUUGGGGAAGGGUAGCAUUUGAUAUGCUCAUGGGUAGUAUCAAAGAGAGAGAUGAGAUAGCUUUGUCCCAAAACACUAUCGCAGUAAAAGGAUUUGUUCUUGCAUUACAGCUUCUUAUGGUUGCAGCGGUUCCGGCGUUGACAGAGGCUGUGCAAGAUUCAUGUUCUUCCUCUGAUUCUGAUAGUGAAGAUAUUGAUGGACCUGGGCGCGAUAUUUUUACAAAGAAACGGACCCUGAACCCGGCACAUGCACGCAAUGUGGACAAGAGAACUGAUGUUAUUGUUGAUAGCUUCUUGGUUGAAGAUCCGCUACGACCAAUUGAUGAGGCUAAUUUAGUUCGGUCUGAUGAAGAGCACGAUUCAAGAGUAGAUAACAUGUCAGAGUGCAUCAGGCGUAAAUAUCAAUUCAAUAAUUCGUAUUUCCACGGUGGGCUUAGAAAGAUUGAUGUUGCUCGUUUGCGAUUAAAUUUAAAAUCAGCUGGAAGGUGUAAAAGAUCAAAGAAGGUUAUUUCUCCUUCGUCGGACGUUGAGGCAAGUUACAUUGUUGACCUUGUGUUGGAGACAAUCAAACCUCAGAUCGAUAUUAUGGAAUACAACAUUAAGGUAGCUUCGUCGCGGCUCGACGCAAUAGAGGAGAAUGUUCGUGUACAAGUUGAGGCGUUGUUGGGUAAGUUUAAGGAAGAAAUGCUUUCAUCUGUUAACUAUAUCGUUUCUGCUCUUUGGAAAGACCACAUUGCUGCUCAUAACGCCAGGGGAAAUAGUCAACCCUCAUCUCCGACAAAUGUAACCAUUCCCGCAUGUCAUACGAGCCAUGUUGCCGAUGCAAAUGCCAAGACUAUCCAAAACGUUCUACGUGACAUUAGUCAAUACUCUACCCCUCCCCGCUCGAAUCGUAUAAGCGAGGCCGAGAAUCCUACUCCAACGAAGAAAGACCAUGUUGAAUCUGGCUAUGUAUGUGGGACUCCGGUAAUUCAGUCAUGUGCCCAAUCAGCUAAUAGCGAGAAUCGAUCUAGGCAAAAUUUGUUCCGACAGAGUAUGGAGACUCGGAAAAAGCACCACCAAAACAUGUCGGAUGAACCUUCAUUUUCCCUUGGUCUAACUCAGGAAGAACAUAUUCAUGGAGACAGCCCCAUAUACGGAAAAAAUGAUCAUGAACUUGAGCAUUUGUCUAUCAACAAUGUUGCUGACAAUAUCGAAGGAAGUAUAUUGUCCCGUAGAAGUAAGAGGCAAAAGACGGUUCCAACAGGUCUUGUAGAGGACUACCUCUGUGGGCCUCAUUUACUGUCAAGGGCUAGAGAAUCUCACAGGUGCAUAUUUGCAACACUUGAUAUCUCUGAGAUGGGCAGGAAGUUCGCUAAUCUGGAAACCAAACUGAAGUAUAAUUUUGUGAUCAACGUCUCUGGAUUAGCAGUGUCUAGAAGGGAAAUUCAUCUCAUUGUUGAGAGACUACGCAAUUACUCUGCUAAGGUUGUUGAUAUUCUUAUUAGAGUUUUGCGUUUGGUUAUUAUGCAUCAGUUAACUUUGGAAGGUUCACAGAGUACUGCAGCGUUUCUUGAUACCAAGUUUACGGCUGCUAUUAUCAAGAACUUUCCCAAGUUCCUUAAGAGUAAAAAUAAAGACGCUUUCUUAUUCCCAAAAGCAUUGACUGGUAUUUUCCCUACGAAAGAAGCUCCAAAGGCCAAUCCAACAAAGUUUUACUUUCCGUUUAAUGUUGGGAACAAACAUUGGGUUGGUAUUUGUUUUGAUGCUGUGUGUGGGACUGUCACCAUUCUCGAUUCCGGUUUGUCAUUGCACAAGGACAAGGCUAUGGAGAAGAUUAUUUCUCCUGUUGUGCAGAUGUUACCGUAUCUUGCUAGAUAUGCAUGUCUCGAAAUAGGAAGUGAUCCAGUUAUUCAGUGUUAUGAUGUUGCUAGGCGAAAAUCUGUCGCCCAGUUCAAAAAUGAAGCCGAUUCCGGUUUGAUGGCUGUGCUAUUUAUGGCGAGUCACGCUCUAUAUGGACUUGAAGCGUGUAAGAAUAUUGGUGCUGAUGUGCUUGAAGAGGAAGGUAAGAGUGCAGCGAUACUGGCUUAUGAGUUCAAGGAGAAGUUAUAGGUUAUGUUUGGUGUUGAAGUAUCUGUUAUAUUAUGUAUAUUACCUCUUUAAUUAAUGUACUGAGUUGGCCUUGUAGUUGGUAGACUUGUAUUCAAUCUG
Messenger RNA from Brassica oleracea var. oleracea, 2920 nucleotides. RefSeq lists its product as uncharacterized. The transcript has 6 exons. Gene Ontology annotation, molecular function: cysteine-type peptidase activity. The record is from RefSeq and is a predicted model, not a curated record. Gene Ontology annotation, biological process: proteolysis. Bases 92 to 2821 code for a protein of 909 amino acids. Lineage: Eukaryota; Viridiplantae; Streptophyta; Magnoliopsida; Brassicales; Brassicaceae.